Molecule: messenger RNA, 1548 nt
Organism: Kwoniella shivajii
Lineage: Eukaryota; Fungi; Basidiomycota; Tremellomycetes; Tremellales; Cryptococcaceae
Exons: 9
Coding region: 1-1548 (515 amino acids)
Molecular function (GO): flavin adenine dinucleotide binding; sarcosine oxidase activity
Source: RefSeq, a predicted model, not a curated record
AUGAAUCACCAAGACAAGAAAGUGAUAAUCGUUGGCGCAGGUGUCUUUGGUCUGAGUACCGCUCUGCAUAUGAGUCGAAGGGGUUACAAGGACAUUACAAUCUUCGAUCUUCAACCAUACCAUGAAAAUUCGUACGAUCCUGCUCAAGGUUGUGAUGCAGCUUCAGCCGAUGUAAACAAGAUAUAUCGGUGCAGUUAUGGAGAAGAAAUCGAAUAUCAGAAUCUAGCCCUUUCUGGUAGGAAAGUUUGGCAAUCUUGGAACGAUCAAAUCGCUUCUUCCUCUCAAACCGAUCUACCACCCGCGUUAACGCCCAAAACUCAGCUUUACGUCAAUAAUGGAUUUCUACGAAUCAGCACGCAUAGUGAAUUGAGUGAGUACGAUAAUGUGAGCUUGGAAUACCUCGAAAAGGCAGAUUUGAGAAAAUAUCAAACCGUUAGAACAAACAAAGAAGACCGUGCACGAUUGGCAAAGCUUGAUAAAGAACAACCUGGACAGAAUUGGAUGCACAAAUUAGAUCUAUUCAAGGAUCGACUUGAUCCUGAUAAUGGAAAACCUCUUGAUGGGUUUUUGGAUGUCACAGGAGGUUUCACAAGAGCUGAUAAGGCUUGUGCUUGGGUCCUGCAUCUAUGCAAAAAAGCAGGCGUGAAAUUUGUACUUGGAAAACAGGAAGGAAAACUAUCCAAACUCCUCGAGGAGAAAGACAGUUCCGGUGGCAAAGUAAUGAAAGGUAUACAAACGGCUGAUGGGAAACAACAUCUGGGUGAUUUGGUGAUUGUUGCAGCAGGAGGAUGGACACCUUCAAUCGUUCCAGAUAUGAACAGGUUAUUGGAAACAACAGCUGGAUCAGUUGCAACUGUUCAAUUACCGAAAAAUCGUCCGGAUCUGUGGGAUAAGUAUUCUCCGGAAAAGUUCCCCGCAUUGGCCUUUGGUUUGACUGGGCACAACUCCCCCGUGUAUGGAGGUCUAUACGGCUUUCCUAGAACUGAAGAUGGACUCAUCAAAAUCGGAUACCGAGGGAGGAAAUGGACCAACUACGAAACCUCUCCGAUCAAUGGACAACGAGUAUCGAUGCCUCGGACUGCUUUCUCUGACGAUCCAAUUCAUCAUGUCCCUAAAUUGGCCAUUGAUUCUCUUCGGACCUUCAUCGAAACGUUCUGGUCAGACUUGACAGAACUGGGCAUAACCAAAACAAGAUUAUGUUGGUAUACCGAUUCGAACGAUAACAACUUCGUAAUUGACUAUGUACCCGGAUAUAACAAAAGUUUGUUUGUCUGCUCUGGUGGAUCAGGACAUGGAUUCAAGUUCCUUCCAGUGUUAGGUGACCAUGUUGUAAACCAGGUUGAAGGUAAACAAGAUCAAUUUACCAAUUUAUGGAAAUACCGUAAACCGUCCGAGACCGAAACACAUGUAAAUGGAUUAGAUGAAGGAGAAGCAGGAGAUCGUGUUUUAGCUAAAUUACAAUUAGCUCAGAAUGAAGAUUGGACAUGGAAAGAAAAAGCAUUGGAAACCAUUGAGAGUUUGAGUAAUGCUGUUAGAGCUAAGUUGUGA